Erinaceus europaeus (western European hedgehog) is the source of this 998-nucleotide messenger RNA. RefSeq names its product calcium voltage-gated channel auxiliary subunit gamma 4 (gene CACNG4). Gene Ontology annotation, biological process: calcium ion transmembrane transport; positive regulation of synaptic transmission, glutamatergic; transmission of nerve impulse. The record is from RefSeq and is a predicted model, not a curated record. Bases 546 to 833 code for a protein of 95 amino acids. Gene Ontology annotation, molecular function: voltage-gated calcium channel activity; channel regulator activity. Gene Ontology annotation, cellular component: postsynaptic density membrane; AMPA glutamate receptor complex; voltage-gated calcium channel complex. The transcript is spliced from 3 exons. Lineage: Eukaryota; Metazoa; Chordata; Mammalia; Eulipotyphla; Erinaceidae.
UCAACGGAGGCGGCCCGAGUGAACCCACAGGACCCUGACAUGCCUCUUCCCUCUUGCUCCCCCCAGGGAUCUACAAAGGGCACUGCUUCCGGAUCAACCACUUCCCAGAAGACAACGAUUAUGACCACGACAGUUCAGAGUAUCUCCUCCGCAUCGUGAGGGCCUCCAGCGUCUUCCCCAUCCUCAGCACCAUCCUGCUCCUGCUGGGUGGGCUCUGCAUCGCCGCCGGCAGGUUCUACAGCCGCAGGAACAACAUCGUCCUCAGUGCCGGCAUCCUCUUUGUGGCCGCAGGCCUCAGCAACAUCAUCGGCAUCAUCGUCUACAUCUCCAGCAACACGGGCGACCCGGGAGACAAGCGCGACGAGGACAAGAAAAGCCACUACAACUACGGCUGGUCCUUUUACUUCGGAGCCCUGUCCUUCAUCGUGGCCGAGACCGUGGGCGUCCUGGCCGUCAACAUUUACAUCGAGAAAAACAAAGAGCUGAGGUUUAAGACCAGACGGGAGUUCCUCAAGGCGCCCUCCUCGUCCUCCCCCUACGCCAGGAUGCCCAGCUACAGGUACCGGCGACGGCGCUCCCGGUCCAGCUCCAGGUCCACCGAGGCCUCGCCCUCCAGGGAUGCGUCCCCCGUGGGCCUCAAGAUCACGGGGGCCAUCCCCAUGGGCGAGCUGUCCAUGUACACGUUGUCCAGGGAGCCCCUCAAAGUCACCACGGCUGCCAGCUACAGCCCCGACCAGGAGGCCAGCUUCCUGCAGGUGCAUGACUUCUUCCAGCAGGACCUGAAGGAAGGCUUGCACGUCAGCAUGCUGAACCGGCGGACCACCCCCGUGUGAGGCCCCCUCCUCCUUCCUCCCAGCACCGGCCUCUUCCCGGACUGCCCGUGCCCCCCACACCGGGGUGGCCAACCCUUCCGUGGACCGAAGCCAAACCCAGUCUGCCCUGGGCUCCUGAAUGUGGUGUGGGCUGGCUUUUGGAUUGAGAGCUGACUUUAUCCCCUC